Messenger RNA from Chaetomium strumarium, 1771 nucleotides. RefSeq lists its product as uncharacterized. The record is from RefSeq and is a predicted model, not a curated record. The transcript has 2 exons. The coding region runs from base 350 to 1447 and encodes 365 amino acids. Gene Ontology annotation, cellular component: nucleus. Lineage: Eukaryota; Fungi; Ascomycota; Sordariomycetes; Sordariales; Chaetomiaceae. Gene Ontology annotation, biological process: regulation of transcription by RNA polymerase II.
GGUUCAGCUACGCCUCGAAUUGAUUUGAUGACGAUACAUCUGAAUUUUUCUACCCUCAAUUUUCAGGCGCCAAUAUCUGACCCAGCAAUUAUACCUGAAGCGGGCAUGCAAUCAACCUAACCACCUUAACCGUCAACCAGCAAUAUAAACAGGACGAGCGCAGGCCUGCAUACACUCUCCCCCUGCCCUCAGGUUUCCCUCCUUUGCAACCGAAAACCGCUCAUUCUUACCACAUCUUUCCCCGAAACCUUGGACUUGCAUUUGAGGUGCAAGUCGUGCCACAGUCGACAACCUGGAGGACCUUCAAGGUGUAUUUUCUUAUUCUCCUAACGAGCUCACAUCCGCCAACAUGAGUGUGGCUUAUCAGCCACGGACCUACUUCAAUGAUGGUGGCUAUCCGCCCAUGGACGGACAGCAACCCAUGGACAGCCACCCGGCCUUGGACAAUCAUCACCCCAUGGAUGGUCAUCACCAGCAACUUCCCGCGGCAGCCUCCGAGGAAGGCCGGCAUGCAGACACCGGCGAUGCCCUUGUAAACGUACUUACAAACGCCGCCACAACAACCCCUGAGGAUGAGCCAGCAACCGCUGUGACAGCACCCCGUCGCAAGGCCAUCCCCAAGCCAGAUCGAGAGGUUACAAGGAAUGCGUCGGGGAUGUUCGUGUGUACCUGGCCGGACUGUUCCGACCAGAUCAAAGAGUUCAAGCGCAGGUGCGAGUGGGACAAACAUAUGGACAAGCACGAGAGGCCAUAUAAGUGUCCCGAGAAGGCUUGCGAAAGGGUACUGGGGUUCACGUACCCGGGCGGUCUGUCCCGACACAUGCGGGAGGUGCAUCUCAUCGGCCUCGACGACAACGAGCGCUUGUACUGUACUGAGCAAAACUGCAAGCGCAACGUCGGCAAGGGCAAGUGGUUUACAAGGCAGGAGAAUUUGGAUGAGCACUUGCACCGGGUGCACGGGAUUGACCCCAAGGCCAAGAAGGACAGCCGCGAGGGAAGCCAGACCCACGGCAGCGACCAAAACGGCAACGACGCGGCGGCGGCAGGACAGAAGCGGAAGCGAGCCGACGACAGUGACUUGCGCGACGAGGUUAAGCGCCUGCGAGAAGAAAACGACCGGUUGCUGAAGCAGCUCAACGAGCACAUGGCGAUGGAGCACGCCAUGAAGGAGAGAAUGCAGGCGCUCGAGCAGCAGCUCAACGCGACGACGGUAGUGGCGUCUCCGGAAACAGGAUACCAGAUGACGACAGCGCCACCGACCCCGAUGCCACCCGCGUCGCAAGCCCCCGUGGCGAAUGCGUCACUGGACUCCGUGGCGAACGCGGCACAGGAACCCAUGGUGGAAACGUCACAGGCUCCUAUGGCUGACGCGUCGCUGAUUCCCGUGGCGGAGGCGUCACACGCUUGUGGCGCGAAUUUUUCUGCCUUUCCCGCGGACUUCGCGUGAUGCCUGCCACCAUCGUGGACCUGGACGAGGGCAUGAUCGUCGAAGUUUGUUUUUUCUUCUAUCUUUACUUUGCUACAAUAUCUGGCGCGUCUCGCUGAAUGAUUCGCCCCCCGCCCUUUCCCCCCCCCCCUCCCCUCGCUUGUUUUAAUUUUUUUUCCUUUUUUUCCUUUUUUUACAUGGAGUAUCAUUUACAUGCAUGCGCAUGGAGUUCCGGCAAUUUCUCUUUUGUCAUUUCUGGGAUGCAUCCCCUGUCCUCAACGGUUCGAUGUCCUUGGCGUUUCCGGUCGGGCACAGGUAGAACGAUACCCAACUCGGAGGACUUUU